This is a messenger RNA of Rhizophagus irregularis DAOM 181602=DAOM 197198, 549 nucleotides long. The record is from RefSeq and is a predicted model, not a curated record. Lineage: Eukaryota; Fungi; Glomeromycota; Glomeromycetes; Glomerales; Glomeraceae.
AUGCUAAAAGAACUUGACGAGGCUUUAAGGAAGGAAGUUAUUCGGCAUUACAAUGCCCUGCCGGAAAGCCAACGAAUAGAUUUAAGACAAACUUUCAUUCAGCAGCGAGAGCUCGUUAAUAGUUCUAUUAUACCUAGUAUAAUGAAUAAUAUUAACAAUAAUGUUUUUCCUGUUACUGACGAAAUAAUUUAUAAUAUACUUUCUUCUCUCCAUCGUCAUCGCCGUGAAGAGUAUCUUAAAAAGAACCUUCCACUUUUUGAAAAAAAAUUUCAAAGAAAAAGAAAACAUCAAAUUCUCGACAUUAUGAUAGCAGAAUGGCCAAAUCAUAAGAAAAAACGUGAAAGAAUUAUCGAUCCAAUAAUUUUAGUGAAAAUAAAGUUUCAGCGCCUUUACCGAUACCAGCAGCCAGAACAACCAAAACAGCCAGAUCCAAAUAAUGAAUUGGUUGAUAAUGGUUUAUCUAUUUUAUCAAGAAUUUACAAUGAAGAAGAGGUGGAGAAAGAAGAAAAAGAGGUAGGGGAAGUUAUGUUAACUAGUAGCGAUAACUGA